GGCUUCGUCCAAGACAUUUAGAAAGGAAAUUAUCUACCAUUGUGUACUACUAAUCUCCGUGUCUGUUUAACUCGAUUCAGAAAAAACGUUUUAUAUUACAGCUAAGGUGCGAAUAUGGCGACAGUGGGAUCCGAGCCCCAGCCACAUUCUCAACUCGCUUCGGGUAUUGUCCAAACUAAUAUGAACAGUUUGGGAUGCAGUAAUCUGCCACUGAACCGGGGUCUGGAAAGAGCUUUAGAAGAAGCUGCCAACUCCGGGCUUUUGAACCUCAGUGCGAGAAAACUCAAAGAAUUCCCGAGGACCGCUUUAAACCACGAUCUCACUGAUACAGUCCAGGCAGACCUGUCCAAGAACCGCUUGACUGAGGUUCCUGUGGAAGUGUGCCAUUUCGUCUCGUUGGAGAUAUUAAAUUUGUAUCACAACUGUGUUAAAGUCAUUCCAGAUGCUAUUGUCAGUUUGCAUAUGCUCACAUACUUAAACCUGAGCCGAAAUCAGCUGUCUGUGUUGCCAGCUUGCCUGUGUGGUCUUCCUCUGAAAGUCCUAAUAGCAAGCAACAACAAGCUGGGGGCCCUGCCAGAAGAAAUCGGACAGUUAAACCAGUUGAUGGAAUUGGACAUCAGCUGUAAUGAAAUCACGGCUCUGCCCCAGCAGAUUGGGCAGCUGAAGGCACUUCGAGAGCUCAGUGUCAGGAGGAAUGUCCUCAGCAUUUUACCAGACGAUCUAGUGAAUCUUCCAUUGGUCAAGCUUGACUUUUCUUGCAAUAAAGUAGCAGUGAUUCCAGUCUGCUACAGGAAGAUGAGCCACCUGCAGACUCUACAGCUGGACAACAACCCUCUGCAGUCUCCCCCUGCACAGAUUUGUAUAAAAGGAAAGGUGCACAUAUUCAAGUACCUGUACAUGGAAGCCUGCAGGAUUGACAAGACAGUGGACUCGCUGUAUCUGCCAGUCAUAGAGAGGCUCAGCUUGUCCCAGCCUGCAGCAGGGAGCAUUGAAGAUAUCGAUCAAAGCAGAAAGCAGGAUACUGAUUCUGGACUCGGCAGUGAUAAUGGAGAUAAGCGCUUAUCUGCAACAGAGCCUUCAGAUGAAGAUACUGUCAGCCUCAAUGCACCAAUGUCAAACAUCACAGAGGAAGAGAGCUUUAGUAAAGAGGACUCCAGUGAACAUAUGAACCCAUUUAAAGAGGAGUCUGAUCAAGAGUCUGUAAAACUGAUUGAAAACAACAACCCUGAAGAGAGACCGCAGGACAAGUUUGUGUACGGUGGGCCUGGUCUCAGCACUCCCUUUGUGACCUACAUGAAGGGGAGAGCAGCUGAGUUUGACGAACCUCUCAGAAUAGAAGAAGACACAAGCUGGGCUACGGAGCCAAUGACAAAUCCACCCGAUAAUCAAGAGAUCCACAUAGAAAUGAUCAACCAGCUCCGAGAGGCAGUGGAAUUAUUACAAGAUCCAAACAGAUUAAACAUGAAUACUGAGGCCAGAACAGGAGUCCAGUUAUACCCUGUCCAUACCACAGAGAAUUUAAACUCAUCUGUAAAUGGUCAAACAUACCAAGACGUGUCUAUGACUCGCAUGAGAGAAAGUAUUGGUGGAGAGCUUGAGUUCCAGAAGAAGAGGGAAUUGAUUCUAGGAAAAGCCAGGGUUGAGGCCCAGCUUGCAUGCCAGCGGUUUGAGAGACAACUAUCAAACCAGAGUAAUUCAAAGACGCUAGAAGGACAGAAUGAUGUGAGAAGAGCCUCUGUGGAUGGGGGUGAAGACAAAACUCCUGCUUCUUCUCCUACUACAAACACUCCUUUUGGCUUGAAGCCUCGAUCUGACCAGCCCCUCCCUUCCUCUCCUCCUCCCUCUUCCAGCCCUCUUACACAGGCCCUGGCAGGGGAUAACGCCAUACUCACUACCCCAACAGGAGGAGGCAUGACAAACAGUGUAUUCUUAAGGACACCAAGAAAAUUAGAGUCCAUGGACCCACAGUUUACAAUCCGCCGGAAGAUGGAACAAAUGAGAGAAGAACUGGAUCUCAUGGAUCAGCUCCGUGAGAACAUCGAGAGCAGGUUGAAGGUGGUUUUACCCGCGGACCUGGGAUCGUCACUGAUGGACGGGGUAGUUCUUUGCCACUUAGUCAAUCACAUUCACCCCCGAUCGGUGGUCAGCAUACACGUCCCAUCGCCAGCAGUGCCUAAACUAAGCAUGGCCAAGUGCCGGAGGAACGUGGAGAAUUUCCUGGAUGCUUGCAGAAAGAUGGGAGUACCAGAGGAGAAAUUAUGUCUGCCCCAUCACAUACUUGAAGAGAAAGGCUUGGUUAAAGUGAGCAUAAACGUCCAAGCGCUGAUAGAUGUGUCCACAACCAUUCAGGCCUUGUUUACAUGAACAUCGAGUAAGGCCGACCGGACACUGGGUUCAGAACGCUGCCUACAACAGAACAGCACACAACCCACAUGGGUUUGCAGAACCAGUGAGCUAACACCUUCUAUACAUUGCUUCUAUACCUCCUGAAAGACCAUUGUUUUAAGAGACAUUAUUAUACUUUUUUUUUUUUUUUUAAACAGUAUCUCCACAACUUUAAUAGUAAUCAAAUUUUGAGCAGUGAAUUGCUAUGUAAAGAUACAGGUUCUGCAAAUUAUGUACAGCUGUUGGAGCUCACAAAGAUUAACCAGAAAGACUAUAGAUAACCUAGUCGAGGUUUCCCUUUGCAGCAGUAACAUAUCACCAUAAGAACUGCUUUUAAUCAAGCUUUUUGGUGUAUUGACAGUCUAUAACCUGUUCCAAUAUCACAAGAUUCUUAUUUAUAUUAUUUAUAGAAGAUUUUUAUUCAUCUGUGAGGAUUUUAAGGUGUAUAUGUCACAUAAAAUGUAUCGGGUUAAGUUUUAAUUCUAUUAAUAUAUGUUUUUGUAUUCAGUUUAAUAGGUAAUAAGAGUAAACUUGCAAGGUUAUGUUCUGUAAACAUGUAAAAUUAUUAGGAUUUUUUUUUUUUUUUUUUUUUUUUUAAUUUAAAUGGCUCUCCAGUGUGUCCCGGGAGGCAGUGACUGACUUGCAUUGUUUCACUUCAUUCCAUACUGUUUCUAACAUUCCAGGAUGUGCUCAACACUAUCAGCCCCAUUUAUACAAUGCAUACGUUUUGGGAACGAGUGAAUGAGGCUUUUCAAAACAGGCCUUUAUUUUUGAAAGCAGUUCGCUCUUGUUAGUGGAGCUGAGGAUUAAGAGCCAGGAGAUCCAGGGCUUUGGACCUCAGCUCUGGGAGUGGGGGGCUCAGUUACACCUAACUGAAACAUGGGUUAAGACCCACUGGAAAUGAAGUUACUAUCUCUGUUGGGCUAUCCAAGAUCAUCUCUAAAGGUAUUGUGAAGGUUUUUAUUGUUAGUGCUAUACAGCUUACAUGUUAUGAAGAGGCACAACCCAAUCCCCAUUAAGCCUACAAAUGUGGACUGAAUGAGUAUAACCAGAAUAUAAUAUACUUCCAUAUAAUGUCAAAUAACAUUGUGAUCUUUGAGCGUGAACUUUUGAACACUGUAUAAUGAGUAAGUAUAAGAAAAAAAAAACAAGCAAUGCAAGGACUGGAAUUAGGUAUGGAUUCUGUAUAGAUACAGUACAAGCUGGCUAUCUGAGUUAUAUAAAUCACAAAUGUCAGGAUCAAUGUAACUGCUGAUAACUAUGAAUUCAGUUUUUCAUGACGUGAUAAUCUCAGUUGAAAAAAAACAUGAGAUUUCAGACUCAAAUUCAGCCAGUUAACUGUUUUGUUUAUGAAGUAAAACAGCCUUUUGUAGGGAUAACCUGGCAAAUUAGAACAGUUUUUACACAUUUAAAUUUCACAAAAACAAAAUGACAUGCUUGAAAACAUUGCACAAUGUAUAUUUGUGUUUACUAAAGGCACUGCAAAGCUGUAAAAACUGAUAGUGAAUGUUGCACAAAAAGUGUUCUAAAUGGGGUUAUCUUUUAAAAAAAUGUUUUAUGAAUGUGCAGUUUAAUUAAGCUUGGUGUCCUAAGAAAAAAAACUACUUCAAGAUUCGUAUGCAGAAUCUAAUGCAAUUUAUACAUGUUUUUCUUGCUAGUUGCCAAAUCGACAUAGGAAAAUGUCGUGUCCAGCAAAUGUAGAUAAAUAUUGUAGACCGGAGCAGAUUUCUUUAGAAAGUAAAAGUAAAAGUGAUAGAGUAGAUUGGUGGUGUAGGAGGUUGUAAGGUUGCGAUCAAGAGAGGUAUGUAGUGUCAGUGACAAUAAAUGGAGCUGCAAAGUGAUACUGGUUUGUGAAGGGUAGAUAUUAUGAGUACAGUAUUAAAUACACUAAAGUUAUGAUUUAAAUAAUCAACAUCCUUAGGCCAGUCUUCACUGGGGUCUCGUCAUACUGCCUCAGGUGCUCCCGUGGGUUAGGGAGGUAAAACCAGCAGGGACUGUUUCUCCUCAUCGCUCAACAGCAAACCCUGCUGGAUAGGCGCCCAGUGAGCUCAGAGCAGACACCUGCAGAGACUGGCCUUUGUCCUCGAGAGGUCAGUAUGUCGUUGACAUCUGCUCUCAAGUUCAUGGGUGAAAAAGAAAGCUGGCUUGGUCGUGGGAUGAACCUUCAUGUCUCCUGAGCCAUGCAGGAAAUUGCUGUGCUUCGGAGAAGAAUGAUUUGGCAUUCCAAAUUGGAAGAAAAUCAGGGGAAAAGCUAUGUUUGGACACACCAAAAUGAAAAAUGAUCAAAAUACAUUGGCCUUGUUGACGCAGUAUUUUCAGUACCAGUGCAUGUAGUCAAGUAUAACUUCCUGUAACAAAUGACAGUCUUAACUAACUUUGUACAAAGGAUAUUUGAUACACUUUUAGCUGGCUUUACUUGAUGUUAUAUAUUUAAAUUCGUGUGUGUGU
Messenger RNA from Polyodon spathula (Mississippi paddlefish), 4833 nucleotides. RefSeq names its product leucine-rich repeat and calponin homology domain-containing protein 1-like. Lineage: Eukaryota; Metazoa; Chordata; Actinopteri; Acipenseriformes; Polyodontidae. The record is from RefSeq and is a predicted model, not a curated record. The coding region runs from base 115 to 2364 and encodes 749 amino acids. Gene Ontology annotation, molecular function: protein binding. The transcript is spliced from 21 exons.